GGAAAACACGACCAGUCAAUUCCUCUUUUCGUUUCCUACCAAAUUUUGAACUUUGAAGCACAGAGAUGGCAGCAGCACAGGAAAGCAGUAAAUUCUGUGAAGCAUUUCCAAUGAAAAGUGGGGAUGGGCCCAAGAGCUAUGCCAAGAACUCCACAUUCCAGAGAGAAGCUGUGGAUGUUGCCAAGCAACUUAUAGUCAAGGAAAUUGCAGAAAAGCUUGACAUAGACAUAUUGUUAUCUUCCAAGUCCAACACCUUCCACAUUGCAGAUUUGGGUUGCUCUACGGGGCCUAAUACAUUUUCUGCGGUUGAAGGCAUACUCGAGGCGGUGCAGCUAAAAUAUCAGUCCCAAAUGAUGAAUUCCCAAGUCCCUGAAUUUCAAGUUUUCUUCAAUGAUCAUACCACAAAUGAUUUUAACAUGCUCUUCAAAUCCCUCCCUCCGAACAGGCCAUACUAUGCCGUGGGUGUGCGAGGUUCUUUCUAUGGUCGGAUAUUUCCUAAUGCUUCCAUUCACUUUGUUCACUCUUCUUUUUCCCUUCAUUGGCUUUCUAGAGUACCAAAACAAGUAGUGGACAGAAACAGUCCAGCUUGGAACAAAGGACGAAUCCAGUACUCAAAUUCCACAGAUGAAGUAGUGAGGGCUUAUGAAGCUCAAUUUGCCGAGGACAUGGGGUGUUUCCUGCAUGCCAGGGCACAAGAGAUUGUGCAUGGAGGAUUGAUGGUAAUUAUCACUCCAGGCCGCCCCAAUGGUUCUUCUCAUUCUGAUUCUGUGGCAAAUGCGACCUUACUACUUGUAGGAUCUUGCCUAAUGGACAUGGCUAAAGAGGGUGCUCUUCUCGAAGAGAAAGUAGAUUCUUUCAAUCUGCCUAUGUAUUACAUGUCUCCCCAAGAACUGGAGGCUGCCGUUGAACAAAAUGGAUUUUUUAGCAUAGAGAGACUGGAAUACUUACCUCGGGUGCCGGUGGAUGACACUGUCUCGGAACAAUUGGCAUCUCAUCUGAGAGCUGCCUUGGAGGGGCUCAUCAAGCAGCAAUUUGGAGAAGAAAUCUUAGAUGAGCUCUUUGACCGGUACCGUAAGAAAGUUGAAGAGCAACUCUCUAUCCUUGAGAUUGAGUCAGGGAAGCCAACUCAUUUUCUGGCGGCACUUAAACGCAAGGCAAAUUGAUUAAACAUGCGGUGUUUUGGUAUUUGUGAACAUCUAUAGCUGGAUUUCCUUUAGCUCAUAGUUCUUUUUGGGGGGUUUUAUUAUGACUAGAGGACAUCUUGGACAUCUUUGUGAUUGCUGAUUUGAUUUGCAAAAAAUAAACAUCUUCAUCAGUUUGGAGAAA
Molecule: messenger RNA, 1326 nt
Organism: Prunus dulcis (almond)
Lineage: Eukaryota; Viridiplantae; Streptophyta; Magnoliopsida; Rosales; Rosaceae
Product: loganic acid O-methyltransferase-like
Exons: 3
Coding region: 66-1163 (365 amino acids)
Biological process (GO): methylation
Molecular function (GO): S-adenosylmethionine-dependent methyltransferase activity
Source: RefSeq, a predicted model, not a curated record